AUGAACUUCACCAAAACACCUCUUUUCCGGUUCCUUACUCAACCCGAUGUAUCAUUGAUCUCUAUUACAGCUGAUGAUCUGUUCUCCUACUAUCAGCAAGAACGUUCAAAUAACGAACCUUCGCAGAUAUACGACUCACUCAGUAAAGAUUUGGAGGAAGUCCUGGAUUCAAAGUUCUUCAGUAAAGAUAUAUUAGGCAUUUUGAGAAACAUCAAGGACAAUUGGAAUCUAUGGAAAAAGCGGCGCAUUCAACGGGCCUACAAGAAUGCACAAAAAGACCAUCGUGAAAUUCGAUUUCAAAAAAGUGUUAACAAAUAUCAAAAAUGUGUUGCCAAAGUUGUUGACACAGAAAUCGACAAAUUUGUUAUGGCUGCAAAUGGUGACGACAUUUUGACAAGUGAAACUAUCCCUGACAACUUUCCGGAAGCACAGGAAGAUUUCGAGAAAACCACUGAAAUUUGCCAUGAACCAAUAGCUGAUGGAAAUUUGUCUCCAUGCAUGGCUGCGAGGAUUCGAAAAAGAAAAUCGAGUCAGAAAAAGACUAUGUGUAAUAAUAAGAUGGUCAACUCGAAACAAGGUAUGAUAGGAGGAAGUGUCAUCAGUUUAGAGACUCAGGGUGCAUCAAAGCAAAUGCCAGCAGAUUUAAAGACAGAAUGGCAUCUAGCCUACCACAACAUUAUUUGUCUUUUUGAUGGAGAGUUGCCAUAUACAAAAAUGCUUCUUGUGAUGCUGUCCAGCCAUCAAAUCCAAAUAUUAAGUGAUAAAUGGGCUAAGCAUGAAGCUGCCAUCGAUCAAAAUGCCAUUGAAGAACAAUGGAACGCCUCUUCAUUAAAAUCACUAGUUAAUUCCGACCAUGGAGUUAUAGAAAGAAGCCUUGACGAAUAUACAUUUCAUAUGGACUUUGACGUACUCGUGACAAGUUUUGCAAAGCCGAUGUUUGACAGUUAUCAGCAUAAACGAGAUUAUGAACUUCUUUGGUGUCAAGAAUUUUGCACACGAAUGGCUUUGCAAUUGCUUCGCAAAUGUAGUGUUUUACAUGAUAGUGAUGCGAGUGAAUAUCGUGGGGAGAUUGAGAACAAGACGCGUAAACGGCAAUGCAACUCUUUAAAACAAGAGGGUGAACGUGGACGAAUCGGCGAUAAACAUGAUGGCGUUUUAUAUUUGAAAAUACACGGAGUCAAAAUCGAGGUUGGAUUUAUGGAAGUUGUUGGAAACGCUUUUACAACAAAUGCGACUGAUAAAAACAAUGAUUUAGAGAAGCUAUUGAAAGAUCACAUUAAUCAGACUAUUUUUUAA
Molecule: messenger RNA, 1296 nt
Organism: Paraglomus brasilianum
Lineage: Eukaryota; Fungi; Glomeromycota; Glomeromycetes; Paraglomerales; Paraglomeraceae
Source: the annotation of a GenBank genome assembly